Messenger RNA from Meira miltonrushii, 2199 nucleotides. RefSeq lists its product as uncharacterized. Gene Ontology annotation, biological process: regulation of cyclin-dependent protein serine/threonine kinase activity; G2/M transition of mitotic cell cycle. NCBI's taxonomy places the organism in Eukaryota, Fungi, Basidiomycota, Exobasidiomycetes, Exobasidiales, Brachybasidiaceae. Gene Ontology annotation, molecular function: cyclin-dependent protein serine/threonine kinase regulator activity. Gene Ontology annotation, cellular component: nucleus; cyclin-dependent protein kinase holoenzyme complex; cytoplasm. The coding region runs from base 1 to 2199 and encodes 732 amino acids. The record is from RefSeq and is a predicted model, not a curated record. The transcript is spliced from 2 exons.
AUGGCACAACCCGGACUAAGGACGACAUCGUCCAGAACUCGCCUAGGACGUACUGGUGGCAUGCCUUCCUCAAGAAGCGGCGAUAGAUUGCACAUCAACAACAAUAAUGAAAAUGCUACACAAUCUGCUGUCAAUCCAAAUUUAUUGCGCAAUAAAGCAUCAAGAACUGCAAUGUCCUCAACCGCAAGCUCAUCGUUUGGCAAAGCGGCCGGAAAUGCUGCUAUGGAUCAACAAGCAAGAAGAAGACCUGCUUUGGGCGAUAAGACCAAUACACAGAACAACAAUGCAGGAUCUGCUCCUUCGGAAAAGAUUGGAGGAGGAAACGAUCACACUUUGAAGCACAAGGUUCCUGCAUCUGCCACCAUUGCACGUCCUGCUGCUAAACCAAGAGCACAGUCAACAGUUUCAGAAGCAUCAAGCAGCAAGUUGAACGUCGCACAAUCCUCUGAAGCCACCUUGACAACGAGUAGAAGCUAUGCUGGAGGACGUCAUUUGCGAGGCGUUUCUUCCUCUUCAGGUACCACACUUGCCCGCGAUACGCAAAUGGGUGAAGAAGGAGCGAGUGCACCAUCGUCUCAGAGAUCUUCCAUGGUCAGCUCUUCCAGCUCAAACACACUUGCACCAAGAGCAGGAUCGCAGGCUUCUGUCUCUCACCGAACACAAUUGGAACAGCAAUCAAAUGCAAGGAAUCUUCUUGGCGUUCGUGGACCCAGUCCGUCUGCCAGUAGCGUUGAUGAGGACAUGAGUGAAGCCGAAUCUGAAUGGCAUUCAAGCAGCAUGGGAGCAAGAACUAACAACAACAGCAGCAAGACAGACACAGAUGAAGAAUUCGCUGUAAGAAAGGAAGCAGGAAGCGCUUUGGCUUCGUCUGAUGAAGAAGAUGCAGCCCUUCUCCACGGUGAAGAUGGCGUGGAAGAUGAAGAGUUGGAGGAUGAAUACGACGAAGAGGACGAAGAAGACGGAUCGGAAUCAGAAUCUGUUCAAUUGAACAAUCUUGAUCCAGAUUGUUUGAUCUCUUUGCCAUUCGAGAUUGACGAACUGGCAAGAAGCAAAGUAGAACGCAUUUGCGCAAUGUAUGAAGAGACAGUCCUGCACGAUGCUGCUAUUCGUCAAGCUGAAGAAAGACAAGGAGCUGUCGCACGUGGUGAAAUGUCAGCACACACGGCUGCACAUGAAGAUGAGUUGGCCAUCAUGGGAUUAGAUCCAGAAGAGGUUCGCGAUACAAGCAUGGUUGCCGAAUAUUCUGCAGACAUCUUUGCUUAUAUGGCAAAGUGCGAAUGCCGUACGAUGGCCAAUCCCAACUACAUGGACUUCCAAGGCGAGAUCAGAUGGCAUAUGCGAGCAACAUUGGUGGACUGGUUAAUGCAAGUUCACAUGCGUUAUCACAUGAUGCCUGAAACAUUGUGGAUCGCAAUGAACGUUGUUGAUAGAUUCUUGUCCGCUCGUGUCGUCUCCUUGGCCAAAUUGCAGCUUGUUGGUGUCACGGCCAUGUUUAUCGCAGCAAAGUACGAAGAAAUUCUUGCUCCAAGCGUGGACGAAUUCGUCUUUAUGACCGAAAAUGGCUAUACCAGAGAUGAGAUCUUGAAAGGAGAACGCAUCAUUCUCACCACUUUGGAUUUCAAUAUCUCUUCAUACUGCUCGCCAUACUCUUGGUGCAGACGUCUUUCAAAAGCAGACGAUUACGAUAUCCAAACACGUACGUUGGCCAAAUUUUUCAUGGAAUUGACAUUGUUCGAUCAUCGGUUCUUGCGAGCAAAGCCAAGUUUGAUCGCUGCCAUUGCCAUGUAUCUCGCACGCAAGAUGCUCGGAGGAACAUGGAAUGAAGCCUUUGUCUACUACAGUCGUACAGUAGAAGAACAAUUAAUUCCUGGUGCCAAUCUCUUAAUCGAACGUUUACUCGACGAAAGUUUCCCCGACUGCUUCGUUUGCCAAAAGUACGGAAACAGGCGAUACUUGAAAGCCAGUAUCUUUGCUCGUGAUUGGGCAGUACGUAAUCAAGAAACCAUGUUGGUCGCCAGUGCAUCCAAUGCCAGCAACAUCAGCGCUUUAAGCGGUCAAAGUAUUGCCGCAGAAGAUCCUCAACACAAUAUCAUCUCAGCAUCCGCAUCUGCAUCUAUCAUCAAUUCUGACCGUCAAUUGCAACAUCAUUUUGCCGAACAAGCCGUCAUUGCACCAUCGUCCACUGCCGCUGUGUACUAA